Messenger RNA from Drosophila bipectinata, 2233 nucleotides. RefSeq names its product Pif1 DNA helicase (gene Pif1). Lineage: Eukaryota; Metazoa; Arthropoda; Insecta; Diptera; Drosophilidae. Gene Ontology annotation, biological process: telomere maintenance; DNA repair. The record is from RefSeq and is a predicted model, not a curated record. Gene Ontology annotation, molecular function: DNA helicase activity.
GCGGGAGUUGUCCACACUUUUUGCUGGGAAAAAAACAAACGCAUGAGGUUUUUUUUUUUUAAAUUAUUAAUUAAACUGCAUAAAACGGGUAUUAAAGAAAGAUGGAUCUUAACGACGCAGUGUUAACCUGCGCGGUGAACAUGCAGUGGACUAACUCCGUGGGCGUUACGGGCCGGAAACUGGCCUACAAAACUGCCACUCUACGUUUGGUGCGAAACGAUCUUCGGGAAUUGUUUGUGGAGGUGACGCCGGAAAAACUGAAGCCACUGAAAUUCAAGCUCAAGGAUCUCAUGGUGCACAAGAAGUUCAUGUCCGAGGGCAAGGCUACGUUCAACUUUAAGGCGGAAAGCUGUACGCUAUAUUUGUCGAAUGCCCCGCCCGGAACUCUUAUGUUCUUCCUGCGCACAAUCUUUAUAAAAAUGAAUGGCAGCGAAGGAUCUCAGCCAGACGAUGCAUCUCUACAGAAGAAGUUGAGGGAGCAUCUGAUGUCCGGCAAACCCAGCAGCUUCGAGGACGUCUCUCCUGUUACAACGGCGGAGAUGAUUUUGGCGCGAAAAAAGGCGGGUUUGAUGUCCAAGGCAUCCACGACGACUCCAUCGCCACAAGCGGCCAAAAAGAGGCGUUUUGACGAGAUGAAGGAGGACCGGGAAAAGGGCAGUCUGCCAGCGGCCAAGAAGCUCUAUCAAUCAACCACGGAUGAAUCUCUAAAACUAAGCGAAGAACAAAUGGAGGUACUGCGCGCCUGCACUUCCGGCAAAAAUGUGUUUUUUACGGGCUCCGCUGGUACAGGCAAGAGUUUCUUGUUGAGGAGAAUCAUAUCUGCUCUUCCUCCCGAUGGAACAAUAGCCACGGCCUCUACGGGUGUGGCAGCUUGUCUAAUUGGUGGCACCACUCUGCACGCCUUUGCGGGCAUUGGCGGCGGUGAUGCCAACAUGAAGAGGUGUCUGGAACUUGCCUCCAGGCCCGUGAGUGCCCAAACCUGGAGAAAGUGCAAACGUUUGAUCAUCGACGAGAUCUCAAUGGUAGAUGGACAGUUCUUUGAGAAAAUUGAAGCAGUUGCCCGCCACAUUCGCCGCAACGAUCGUCCCUUUGGUGGCAUCCAGCUCAUUUUGUGCGGAGAUUUCCUUCAACUACCACCUGUAGUAAAAAGUGAGUUCGGAUCUACGCCAAAUUCCGCUCCACAGCAGAGAUUUUGCUUCCAGUCCAGUGCGUGGGAAACGUGCAUCCAGAAUGUCUACGAACUGAAGCAAGUCCACCGUCAAUCGGAUCCAGAGUUUGUCAAGAUAUUGAAUCACCUGCGCAUUGGUCACGUUAACGAAUCCAUUACUACCCGUCUGGCAGCAACGUCUAAGCAGAAAAUCGAGGGCAACGGAAUUCUUGCCACCCAGCUUUGUUCGCACACCAAUGAUGCCAACUCCAUAAAUGAAUCGAAGCUGGAGAACCUGGGAGGCGACAAGGUUCUAUUCAAGGCAGAUGAUUCCGAUCCCAGUAUGUCCAAACAACUAGAUCAACAGAUUCAGGCCCCAUCCCAAUUGUUCCUAAAAGUUAAUGCUCAAGUGAUGCUGCUCAAGAACAUCAAUAUAUCCAAUGGACUGGUGAAUGGUGCAAGAGGGGUGGUCGUCAGAAUGGACAAGGAUCUGCCAGUAGUACGGUUCAAAAACAACCAGGAAUAUAUUUGCAAGCAUGAGAAAUGGAUCAUUAAAACGCCCACUGGAGGCCUAAUUACUCGGCGACAGGUGCCUCUAAAAUUGGCGUGGGCCUUUUCCAUCCACAAAAGUCAAGGACUGACUCUGGAUUGCGUGGAAAUGUCGCUGUCGAAAGUUUUCGAGGCUGGACAAGCCUAUGUGGCCUUGUCGCGAGCAAAGUCCCUGCAAUCCAUUCGAAUACUAGACUUCGAUCCCAAGCAGGUUUGGGCCAAUCCACAGGUCUUGCAGUUUUACAAGGGAUUCCGUCGUAAACUCAUCGAUACUACAAUGAUUCCUUUGGGUCCCAAAAACAAGGACAAAAAACCCGGGGAUGGCAAAGCUGGAAACAGUGCUUUGGCUAAGCUCAACAAGAGUCUUAUGAACAAGCCUCUGGUCUCGAUUAGCUAAUUCUAUAACUUAAUUUUUAGACAAAUUUAACUUUAAAUUUAAUCACGGAUAUCUAAUUGUGCUAAUUAUAAAUUCCAUAACUAAAAACUUUCAUUCAAAUUGUAUAUUCAAUAAUGAUUAACUAAAGAUUAAGCAACACA